UGAAACUGCGAACACGAUCGUGUGAAUGUUGCAGUUUCUAGUUUUGAUACAAACAAACAAAAACACAAUUUAAUCUUAGAUUAAAAAGAAAAAAGAGAACGGAGCCCACUAGCCACUCCUUCAAACGUGUCUUACCAACUCUCUUCUAGAAACAAAUUAGGCUUCACCUUCCUCUUCCAACCUCUCUCUCUCUCUCUCUUUCUCAAACCGUCUCUCCAUAAAGCCCUAAUUUCUUCAUCACAAGAAUCAGAAGAAGAAAGAUGGGAAGGUCUCCUUGCUGUGAGAAAGACCACACAAACAAAGGAGCUUGGACUAAGGAAGAAGACGAUAAGCUCAUCUCUUACAUCAAAGCUCACGGUGAAGGUUGUUGGCGUUCUCUUCCUAGAUCCGCCGGUCUUCAACGUUGCGGAAAAAGCUGUCGUCUCCGAUGGAUUAACUAUCUCCGACCUGAUCUCAAGAGGGGUAACUUCACCCUCGAAGAAGAUGAUCUCAUCAUCAAACUACAUAGCCUUCUCGGUAACAAGUGGUCUCUUAUUGCGACGAGAUUACCAGGAAGAACAGAUAACGAGAUUAAGAAUUACUGGAACACACAUGUUAAGAGGAAGCUAUUAAGAAAAGGGAUUGAUCCGGCGACUCAUCGACCUAUCAACGAGACCAAAACUUCUCAAGAUUCGUCUGAUUCUAGUAAAACAGAGGACCCUCUUGUCAAGAUUCUCUCUUUUGGUCCUCAGCUGGAGAAAAUAGCAAAUUUCGGGGACGAGAGAAUUCAAAAGAGAGUUGAGUACUCAGUUGUUGAAGAAAGAUGUCUGGACUUGAAUCUUGAGCUUAGGAUCAGUCCACCAUGGCAAGACAAGCUCCAUGAUGAGAGGAACCUAAGGUUUGGGAGAGUGAAGUAUAGGUGCAGUGCGUGCCGUUUUGGAUUCGGGAACGGCAAGGAGUGUAGCUGUAAUAAUGUGAAAUGUCAAACAGAGGACAGUAGUAGCAGCAGUUAUUCUUCAACCGACAUUAGUAGUAGCAUUGGUUAUGACUUCUUGGGUCUAAACAACACUAGGGUUUUGGAUUUUAGCACUUUGGAAAUGAAAUGAAAUGAAAUACUAUAUUAAUCAAUUUAUAGCUGUGAAUUGUGAUAUAAAAGCUAUUAACAGACUCGUUCAUGGUUCUCAACUUUUCUAAUAACUAGUAAUUUUAUUCAUAUCAUAGUUGUUAGGAUCUGUCGUCAUAUUUGAUAAUCUACUAAAAAGAUGCGAAAAUGUUCGCCAUUUGUAAGUGUCGCAUGGGUGUAAUGCUUUGCUGACAAGACAUAUGCAUUCAAAUUCGAUCCUUGGUAUAUUUCUAGAAUUUUACUCGAUAAUCC
Molecule: messenger RNA, 1354 nt
Organism: Arabidopsis thaliana (thale cress)
Lineage: Eukaryota; Viridiplantae; Streptophyta; Magnoliopsida; Brassicales; Brassicaceae
Gene: MYB32
Product: myb domain protein 32
Exons: 2
Coding region: 261-1085 (274 amino acids)
Cellular component (GO): nucleus
Molecular function (GO): transcription cis-regulatory region binding
Source: RefSeq, marked reviewed